AUGAACUCCAAGACGGGUACAGCUCUGACUCCAGAGCAAUUCGAUCGGCUUUAUCUGGGACCUCCAAAUAGCGUCAAAGGUGACCUCCGACAGACAUUCGGAAAUCCAACACCGUUGGGAAUUGCUGGUCUGCUCAUUGCUAUCACACCCUUGACGUGUCAAUUGAUGGGAUGGGGGGGCGCAUACGGCGGAGGCCAGGCAACGGUCGGCUCGCUCUUCUUUCUGGGAGGCUUCUGCACUAUGCUGGCUUCUGUGGGUAAUUUCAUCUUGGGAAAUACCUUUCCAGCUACAUUCUUGGGCAUCUAUGGUGGCUUCUUCCUCUCUCUCGCCCUCACUUUGACUCCAUCCUCUGGUGCUGCGAAUACCGACGUAUAUCCCAAAGGGCCCGAAGAUCCAGGAUUCAUGGCUGCUUUCGGAUUCUUCGCAAUUUUUAUGGGCGUCUUUACCUUCAUAGUCUUGCUAGGGGCAUUGCGGACAAACUUGAUAUUGGUAAUCACCUUCAUGAUGCUGUGCCCGACAUUUGUGAUCCUUGGAGCAAGCAAGCUGUACGGGGCUGCUGGGAACACGGAAAAGCUUCACGAUCUGGAACAGGUCGCGGGCGCUUUAGGUUUUGGUAGCAUAUGCCCAGGAUGGUAUUUACUGGCUGCAGAAAUCCUGGCCAGUGUCGAUUUUCCUUUUCAACUUCCUGUAUUUGAUCUCUCUGCAUUUGUUCCAGGAGCAACAGAUCUCAGUCGUCGGCGUGCACAGCCAAAUUCGGAUUUGGAAUCAGGUGAAUAG
Messenger RNA from Drepanopeziza brunnea f. sp. 'multigermtubi' MB_m1, 777 nucleotides. NCBI's taxonomy places the organism in Eukaryota, Fungi, Ascomycota, Leotiomycetes, Helotiales, Drepanopezizaceae. The record is from RefSeq and is a predicted model, not a curated record.